This is a messenger RNA of Haliotis rufescens (red abalone), 3206 nucleotides long. RefSeq names its product transmembrane protein 26-like. The transcript has 3 exons. The record is from RefSeq and is a predicted model, not a curated record. Lineage: Eukaryota; Metazoa; Mollusca; Gastropoda; Lepetellida; Haliotidae. Bases 948 to 2465 code for a protein of 505 amino acids.
CGAAAUAUUUCUAAAGAGAGAACAAUUUAAUAAUAAGAGUGGUUCAAGAGACACCGAUGAAGACAAUGAACACCAAAAAGAAGACAAAGAUGAUGUCAAUGCCUCUUAAAUCAGCAAAUAAAUUCAGAAUGGGUUACAUUCAGACAUUAUUGUUAAUCUCUUAACAGCACAUUCGUCAAUCGUGUUGCACCUCUGUAGUGUUAUGUGCGAUGUGUCUGCCGUUGACGAUGCACAGAAGGCGAUUUCAGGAACUGGGAGGAUUUUGAGGAUACGAGUUUCCAAGGAACACUGGAUGAGCAUAUGCGUCUAUUGGAAUGGAGUGCGAAUGAAAACUUAUCUUUUGACUUGACCUUUACCUUUUUGCAGUACUUAAAAGCAAACGCAGACCUGAGGUGUAUUGUCAGGAAUCCUUGGUAUUCAAUGUGUUUCAGUAAGUAAGGGGGAAGAACACGAAAGAGCGCCAAAGAAAAUUUCAAUUUGGAUAAUCCUUCUUUGUUGAUGUGAUUUAAAUUAUACUCCUGGAGACCAGAACACACUAUGGGAAAUACCUAUACUCCAAGAAACAAGAACACACUAUGAGUGAAAACCAACGAGGGUCACAAAUUGCAUUUGGAUGUUCCUUCUAACUGGAUGUGAUAUUAAAUGAUAUGUACGUCAUCAGAGAACGAGUUAGGAGACCUAAGACUUAAGCCCACGGUGGAAUGGGAUAGCCACCGACGUUUGCAUUACAGGAAUUGUCAUAAACAUGAUGAAACAAGAUGUUUCACUGUUGCUCACGAUUUGCAACCUGCUAAAACCGCCAAUUGAAACCUGUUAAAAUCUCCAAUUGAAACCCUUUAAAACCUUCAUUUGAAACCUGUUGAAACCUUCAUUUGAAACCUGUUAAAGCCGCCAGAACUUGGAGGAGAAGAGGGAACACUUCGGUCAGCUCCUUCAACUCGUCCGUAAUGAUGAAGAAGUGCCUGAAAAAGGCGAUGACAGCCAUUGGCAUCGUGAAGGCGGUCAUCGGCAGGUGCUUGUUCGCUGCCCAUGGGUUUGUGUGUAUCUGGAGGGUGGUUGUGAUGAAGGGGGACCCCCUCUACUGGUGUCUGACAGGCUCUCUCCCGCUGCUGAUUCUGGAAGGAGUCUUUACUUUGAAGAAGAAGAAGGGCAGAGAAUGGAAAUGGGUCUGCCCCAGCGUGCUACUGUAUCUGGCGACUGCAGUUCCUGCGAUCUGGUUCCUGGAACUCAAUCUCCUGGACAGAAGAAUCCUAGCAGCCAGGACUGGUGGCAGAGCGUCUGUCAACGCCUCCAGGACCGAGAAGAUUACCGUGUGGAACAGCCAGAUAAGUCUCCCAGUCCUCUUUGCCCCUGACGACUGGUGCAAGAUACUGGAACAAAUGAUGCUGCUUGUUCUCAUCAUUGGUCGAUGGCUGCUUCCCAAGGGGGAGAUAACCCGUGAACAACUCUCCCAGCUCCUGCUGGUUUACAUCGGCAUGGCUGCUGACAUCAUCGAGCUGUUUGAAGCCUUCAAGGAGAAGGAAGUCCGCUACAACAAAAUCCUCACCAUGAUCAUCCUGUCUAUGUGGACGGCCAGCCUCCUGCAGUUCACCUUUGUCCUAACCGCCACCAAGUCAAAAAGAAUGCGUCCUGUCCUGUUCCACUCUGGGAGUUCUGCCUCCACAAUCUCCGUGGGAGGGAAGUCAUGUUGCCCUACUGAAGUGCUAUCCAUGAUGAUCAGUGUCAUGCUUCAGGAUGGGCCGUUCUUGGUCAUGCGAAUGCUGUUGAUAUUCCGAUACGGUGUCCUGAGCUACACUAAUCUGUUCUUCACAUGCAAGAAUACCCUUGUUCUUGUUCUUCAGUUUUAUCGCCUCUUGGUCCUAUUUUGUCAAAAGACAGACAAAUCCACACUCGUCAUUGCUAAGGAUGGUUUAAAUUCAACUGGAUCCAUUGACUCGAAGGCUAAAAUGGGAUCGCUUAAAACAACAGGGACUCCCAAGCAGUGUAAGAAGAUGAGUUUGGAUGUCACUCUUGAGAGGCCAGAAGGUCUGGCUGAGAGGAGAAGAUCGUCACUGAUGAGGCAAGACUCAGUCACAGAUUCCAGCCAUACACAAGACACGGAUGUGAUGGACACAGGAAUUGAAGAAGGCCAUGAUAUCAAUGAUGGGGACAUUGAGGAUGAAGCAGCUGAUUUGUCAUCUGCUACGGUUCCAGACGAAGAACCUUCAAACGACAAAGGGAAGUCCAAGAAGAAGGAGAAGAAGAAGAAGAAAAAGAAAGAAGACAAGAUGGGGAAAGGGAAAAGUAAACUGUCCGUGGACGACAAAGAUCACUGGGCUGAUGUCAGGAAAAUGGCAAAGGCACUGGCCUUCCUGAAUGAGACAGGGAAAUGUCGGACAGUGGUUGUGAAUUCAGGCGGUAAUGAACAUACGCUACUGAUUGUGGAUGAAGCGGGUGCCAAGGAACUGGUUGGUAAAGGACAUUGAAGUCCAGUGUGGUGGUUUUGGAUCAGAUAGAUGACAAUAUCCAUCUUGCGAUGCCAAGGAACAUUGGUUGGUGAGUGUAUUUAGUUGUUAGAUUCUUGUUAGAAACUCUGAAUUGCCUGCACGGGUCUAAUGACUCGUUGUUGGACGAACAAUGAUGUGAUGCCAAACAGAAGAAAAAUGUACAAUGUAAAAUGUGCAUGCUUAGAGGCCGACCGUUUCAUUUUCUGGGGCGGGGAAUUCAUAUGGUUGGGAUUUUAUAGAUAAAAUUAAUUGUUCCCGAAAAUUAUUGGAACUAAUAAUUAUGUUUUAGACGGUUGAAAAAAAUGAAUUAAGAUAUAUAAUGCACUUGAUAGACGAGGGUGGGCAUUGAAUAGAAACAAAUAUUCCCCCCUGAUGAUUGGAGUUUGAUGCCUUGGAUCCCACAGAGUGUGUCCUGGGAGGUCUAUAUCUUGUUUGUACCAAGGCCAACAUCUGGAAAAGUGGUCUUCUUUGUUAUGCCAGGUUUGUUUAGGUUCGAAAGUAUUGUUUUGUUUUAUUCGAAGUCGUAUAGAACGCAAUUCGAGCAAAAAAACUAUUUUUGCGCGAAAGAAAAAAAUUGGAAAUAAUUACAGAAGAGUUAUUAGGAAAUAGUUACUUCAAAAGAAUUAUCAUUUUUAGUGACACAUCUUUUCCAUUCCACAACAGAGAAUAAUAGACUUUACAUAGUACAUGAUCGAAUUUGAGCAGAGUGUUAAUCAAGAG